Aspergillus wentii DTO 134E9 is the source of this 487-nucleotide messenger RNA. RefSeq lists its product as uncharacterized. The transcript has a single exon. The record is from RefSeq and is a predicted model, not a curated record. The coding region runs from base 242 to 466 and encodes 74 amino acids. Lineage: Eukaryota; Fungi; Ascomycota; Eurotiomycetes; Eurotiales; Aspergillaceae.
CAAGAAUUCCUCUUUAUAUUUGUUUCUUGUCGAACUGAAUAAUAAAUCUCGAUGGUGCAGAUUCACUCACGCUGGUUAAGGAUUUGGUUGUUGUGCUUGAUCGCCUAUAUCACCGCCACACAAAUCAAUCAGCAUAUGAACCCCUCGAAACAACAUCAUUAUAAUAUCGAAUAUGGGCUUUUCCAUUAACCCAGCGAUAAAAUCGAAACAGCGAGGAUCAAAUAACACACCAUUGUGACGGAUGGGGAUCAAGUCCGGGAGAUUGUCGUCGUCGUCGUGGGUGGUUGCUGGUCGUGUCUCGAGACUCCAACGAAAAAAGAGUCGUUCAAUAUUGGGUGGAACUUUUUUUGGUGUGGCCAACCGCGCAGAGCCGCAGCCUCGCUUAGCGAGCCCUAGCCUCUUUGCCGGAUUCGGAAAGGCACCCAAACCAUUUGUAUCGACUGUACCGUUUAUUUUCGGCAGUUAAAAUAGAAUUAUUUUGACAGGC